CCCCCACUUAAGGCGUGAUUUCCCGCCUCCUUCUUUCUUCAGGUUCUCAGUUCGGUCCGCCAACAGACGUAUAAAGUUGCAUCGCGAGGCUUGCAAGUCGGGCUUUUUCGAGUUUCUGGGAUUUCGCCAUGUCUGGUCGCGGCAAAGGCGGAAAGGGUCUGGGCAAAGGAGGCGCCAAGCGCCACCGCAAAGUCCUUCGUGAUAACAUCCAGGGCAUUACCAAGCCUGCUAUUCGGCGCCUGGCUCGUCGUGGUGGUGUGAAGCGCAUCUCCGGGCUCAUCUACGAGGAGACCCGCGGGGUGCUGAAGGUGUUCCUGGAGAACGUGAUCCGCGACGCGGUCACCUAUACCGAGCACGCCAAGCGCAAGACUGUCACCGCCAUGGACGUGGUCUACGCGCUCAAGCGACAGGGCCGCACCCUCUACGGCUUCGGCGGCUGAGUGUCCGCGUUCUCCGGUAUUCAACAAAAGUUGUCUCUCAGGCCCCUGCUACAAAAUAUUGGGCUUCCCUUGUGACUCAGCUGAGAAAGAAUCUGCCUGCUAUGUGGGAGACCUGGGUUCAAUCACUGGGUUGGGAAGAUCCCCUGGGGAAGGGAAAGGCUACCCACUUCAUUAUCCUGGCCUGGAGAAUUCCAUGGACUAUAGUCUGUGGGGUCACAAAGAGUUGGACACAACCGAGUGACUUUCACAAAAUAUAGAUCUGAAAUUGAGGUUUUCAGAAGAAGCAUCAAAAGAACUUUAACAAAUAACUGUACCUGAUACUGUCAAGCUCUACUACAGGAUUUCUUUAAGAUUUUCCAAGCCAUAUCAGAAGCAGGGGGCUUAAUCCAAAACCAACAAAGCAAGAAUUAAUCACACUGGGCUGAAUGAACCAAUUUGAUUAUGGCUAAAAGUCCUUUACUAAAACUUUCUUAAAAAAAAAAAAAAAAAAAAAACACCAAACAUUUUUAUACUUUUGCUACCUUUUUCUAACUGAUUCCUCAAAUUUUAGAAAAAUAUUUAAGUAACUGAACUUUUGAUAAACUGUCAGGAAUACUAACAAUGCUUUUGAAAAUAUAAAAUACACAUUGCUAGGCCGUGUUUACAAAACAAUACAGAAGAGUGAUUGGAUUUUGUUAAAACUCCUUUUUCAUAGGAAUGUGAUUAUUAACACAGGCUUAAAACUAAGCGUGAAAGUGUUUAUCGCUCAGUCGUGUCUGACUCUUUGCGACCCCAUAGACAGUACCCUGCCAGGCUCCUCGGUCCAUGGGAUUUUCCAGGCAAGAAUACUGGAGUGAGUAGCCAUUCCCU
This is a messenger RNA of Bubalus bubalis (water buffalo), 1289 nucleotides long. Its product is annotated as histone H4. Gene Ontology annotation, biological process: nucleosome assembly. Lineage: Eukaryota; Metazoa; Chordata; Mammalia; Artiodactyla; Bovidae. Gene Ontology annotation, molecular function: structural constituent of chromatin; DNA binding; protein heterodimerization activity. The record is from RefSeq and is a predicted model, not a curated record. Gene Ontology annotation, cellular component: nucleosome. The transcript has 2 exons. The coding region runs from base 129 to 440 and encodes 103 amino acids.